AUGUUCACUUGGAGCGAAGAAAUCAAGGCUUUACCUGGACCUGUUGGAGUGAAAUAUAACGAUAGUAUGACUGUCCUGAAAAUACAUUUGGUAGUGAUGGGAAUCAGGGAGAAAACGAUGGUUCGUGCUGCGAAUACUGACGUACACCUUAAAUAUGACGGAGAAGGCUUAAGCGUGUUGUUGGAAGUGUUCAAAUUAAAUAAAAAGACAAAGCCGCCAAUGAAAACAGUUUUGGAUAAGCGAUUUUUUGCGAUGCCAAAGUGCCCGAGUAAAAUAUUAAAUGUUGAUUUUAAGCUGAAAAAAGAUCAGUGUAUAUUGUCUGUUCACAAAUCUUUGCCCGGUCUUUGGGCUAAUGCUCUUUCUCUAUAG
Cercopithifilaria johnstoni is the source of this 369-nucleotide messenger RNA. The record is from the annotation of a GenBank genome assembly. NCBI's taxonomy places the organism in Eukaryota, Metazoa, Nematoda, Chromadorea, Rhabditida, Onchocercidae.